UUCGCCGGUCGGGUUGCAGUUGCAGGUUGCUCAGUUGCACAGGCAGCAGCUGGAAAAGGGGAAGCCGCUCUAGCUGCUCCUGUCGGCGGCUACGGAGCGGAGUGAUGGACCCGAGGAGCAACGCCGAGAGCGGGGAGCCUGAGCAGGAGCCGCGGGAGCUCUUCUCCGUGCCCAUCCCGCGGCCGGAGCCCAGCACGCAGGAGCAGGAGAAGCUGUCCGGGGUGGUGAAAAAUGUGCACCGCAAACUGCGUAGGAAAUACAGAGAGGUGGGCGACUUUGAUAAGAUCUGGCGGGAGCACUGUGAGGACGAGCAGACGCUCAGUGAAUAUGCCAAUGCCAUGAAGAACCUCGCUGACCACCACUGGACCAGGAAGUGUGAGGGAGAGGGACGCAUCGAGUGGUGCCGCAGUGUGUGUCAGGAGUACUUUUUGGAUGGAGGGAUGAAGAAGAUGAUUGAGAAAGAUGAGAAGACUGCCGCUGCUUCCCUGGGUUUGAAUUCAGUGACAGCGAACUCCCCAAGUCACAGCUCUGUCCCCAGUUGGGCGUCUCAAAUGGGAAAGAUGCGCCUGCUGGAUGUAGGUAGCUGCUUUAACCCUUUCCUCAAGUUUGACGAGUUCCUCACUGUUGGGAUCGACAUCGUCCCAGCCGUCGAGACUGUGCACAAGUGUGACUUCCUGAACCUCCAGCUACAGCCUCCGUUGCAGUUGUCCCGGGACUCGGUGGAGGCCUUCCUGCGUCAGCUCCACAGCCCCAUCGACGCCCUCCCCGCUCAGCUGUUCAACGUGGUCGUCUUCUCCCUCCUCCUGUCCUAUUUCCCCUCCCCCUACCAGCGCUGGAUCUGCUGCAAGAAAGCCCACGAGCUCCUGGACCUCCACGGCCUCCUCCUGAUCAUCACACCCGACUCCUCGCACCAAAACCGACACGCGCUCAUGAUGCGGAGUUGGCGCGUCGCCGUCGAAUCUUUAGGUUUUAAGCGCUACAAAUAUGUCAAGUAUUCGCACAUGCAUCUUAUAGCAUUCAGAAAGGUUUCCCUUGCGACCACCAGCGAUUUAGUUUCCCAAAAUUACCCGGAAAUGCUUUACAUCCCGCAGGACUUUAACACAAGUGAGGAGGAGGAGAGCUGGGAUGUGCCCGUGUACGUCCGAUCUGAGUUUGAGGAUGACCAGGUGGCGUGGGGAUUCAGUGAACUCCCCGAGACGCCGUACGAUUCAGAUUCAGGGGAGAGCCAAAGCAGCUCCGUGCCCGGCUUUCACGAAUUCGAAGACCCCAUUUUGCUCCAAAGCUAAACCAGAUGCUCGCCGCUAUCUGUGUGUGAAAGUACAGGCAGGUUUUUAUGGACAGAUACGGUACGGGUCGGGCCAAUAGUGUUUUUGGUAACACCUAAAAGUAGCCAACUAAUUUACACACAUAUUUUAACUAUUUUUGAAGUUAAUUAUACUUAUUAAUAAAACAUUAAAUACUGUUACAUAAUAGACUAAUAUGCUUCAAUCUAGACCACAAACAUAUCCAAGAGGAGUGACUGAAAUCACAAAAUUUUAACUGCACAUGAAGUAGAGCUGCUCAAUUAUGGAAAAUAAAUCAUUAUCACAAUUAUUUUGGCCGAUAUUGAAAUCACGAUUAUUCAGACUAUUAUUUUUUAGUUACACAAUGCAUUUAUUUAAAAAGAAAGCACACACACACAAACACUUUCAAAUUGAAAAUAUGAACCUUAGAGAAGUUUUGCAAAGUAUAAAACAUAAAAUAUACUUAUAAGGCAAAAAAGUAUAAAUGUAUCCAAAAUAAACUCUAUAUCCAGCUGUUCUACAAUCUCUACAUUUAAAAAAUAAAAUGGAUAUACUUAUUUAUAUAAAAAUAUCCCAAAAUAAACUUUAUUUCAACUCAAUUAUAUGAGUGAUUUGACACACCAAUCAAAAUUGCGAUCAAAAUUCAGUUAAUUGCACAGCUUUAACAUGAAAACAGCUGUAGAGAUUUAAAAAUUAAAUCCUUAAACAAAACAAUUCAACCAUUUAACAAUUCUUAAUAAUAAUACACAAGGUUAUACAGUGUUACAAAAAAAACACUUGCUUUACAUAGUCAUGGAGGACUGAUUGGGUGAUUAAAUUGUAUCCCUAAUUUAUUUCCAGCGCCUCUUCUUUCUAUAAACUUGAAAUGAAUGAAUGAAAUAAAAGGUUAAGAUGCACUUUAGGAUUUCUGCAGGUAUUUUUGGUGCACUGCAUUUGACCCAUCCUUCACUGUCAAGGGUUAAACAUGUCAAGAGCCGGUAACCCAUCACCUGAUUUAGAACUUUAAAAAUACAAUUAAAAUGAGUAUAAAUAUUUUAAACAGGGUGUAUUAUUUGCAUUUUUAAAUACUGACAUUUGCAUGACAUAUUUCACAGUAAAGCUCUGAACUACAAGAACAAAAAACAAGAACAAAAUGUGUAUAUUUUUUGUCUAUUUGACUGAGUGCAAUAACGGCUUUAUUACCACAAAAGCCAAACUAUAAACCAAUCAUUUUAGACUACUUUUCGAUCAACUUGGCCUGACCCGUGCCGUCCCGCUCCAGUGAAAACCUCAAAUCUCUCCCUCUCUGCUGCGCUGCCAAAUCUACUGCCUCAUCCUCCUCCAGCUCCUCCCAUGAUGCAGUUUGCACAAAAAGACGUUUACAAUCAUAUUUCUCAUAUCAAAACUACACACACAUCACCACACAAAUACAUUCAACGCACCUACACUUCAGAUGGAUAUAUUUUGAUAAAUAUCUAGUUUUUUAAAAGUUGGAAAAGAAGAAUGCCCCUAAAAUUUCUCAGCCCCCCCGCUCCUAUUUGUCUGCCCCAUCUUACACUCAGCUUUUAACUAAGAAUAAGCUAAAGCGGCAGGGUGCUCAGUAUAGAUCUUUUUGGUGAUUGUAAACAAAAUGGCUGUGCACAAAAAGUUGGAAUCGACCACAACUGUAUGGUGUUGAUCAACUACUACAGCUACUCGAUUAGAAAGUCACUGAUACGCAGUACUAUACGACCACGUUAGUGUAGUAUUUCUAGUGUUAGUUAUCUGUUUAGCACAUGGUUGACGAUGCAAGGAACAAUACUGGAUCCUCGAGAAUGAGAAGAGUUAUGAAUAAAUACUUUUUUUUUUUCAUAACAUUUCCUAGGCACUCUCUUCAGUCAAACUUUGGUUCCAUGGCUAUCUAUAACUAUAUUAUUUGUGGCACUCUUCAGCUGUCUAAUGUGAACAGGUUAGUCUAUUUUGAUUGCUGAUAGGCGGCAAAUAAAAAAAAUCCCACAUACUCACUCUCCAGGUUGACUGCAAUCUUGAUCUUGAGCCAUGAGACCUUGUCCCCCAUUCUUACUACUAGGUACUAGACUGGAUAGGGCUGUGUAAUGACAAAAAUAUAGCAUUUUUUUUCCCUCACUGACAGAUUUUUUUUUUUCAUAAAAUCAAAACUUAAAGCCAAGACAGACUUUAAGUGCGUGCCAUUUAACAUUAAAAUUUUUUUCUUUUUUUUCCCUACUCUUUCAACUACAAAAUGUUCUUGACGCUUGUAUUUCGUUUACAAAAAUCUCUCUUCUACUUAAUCUGAAAAAUAUUGGUAUUCGGAGUGCCAUUUAAACUGCAGCGUCUCGAUUGCUGUGUAUUUUGUCAGAUUAACAGUGUAGCAGUAAUAUCAUUAGAAAAAAGCUUACUAGGUUUUAUUACUAAUGUGAAACAGUUUACGUGUCAGUUCAGUGUUUAUCAUUGUCUUUCAGUUCUUGAAACUCUAGCAUUUUGUUGUUUUUAAUUACACGUAUCCAUUUCUUCAAAUCAGAUUUUGGGCUUGUUUAACUUGAAAUAGUUGUAGGAUUUACACAUUUAAAAAUUAUAUUGGUAUAAAUUUAGGUUUUUACAAUUCCUAGUAAUUAAAAGUGCACUAUAUCUUUUCUGGUGGAUGGUUUACGGGGAGAUGUUGACUCUUGGAAUUUUCCACAGCACGGCAUUAAACUAAUUUAUCUUUCAUUUAGUCAUAAUCUGGUAUUUUUAUAGCUCAAAGAAUGAAAUACAUACAUUCUUAGAGCGGACGAGUGAGUGACCUAACCUGUUCUCAGUUCUGAUUUGUAACUUGUAUCCAUGGAGAUACAGAAGUUUAUUGCCAUUCUGUGGAACAUUUCAGGCAAAGCAACAACAUCUCCAGGGAAACAUUCAAGCAACACUUUACAGGGCACGUUGAAAGCAAAGGUACACAGAUACUCCUCAAAAGAAAUGAUUUAGCUGAACCUUAUUUAUACAUUUCUUUGAAGCGUAAUAGGCAGGAAAUCUUGUUUUAGAUGAAGGACUGCACCAGUUUGGGAGCGUGCCAAUGGAGGUCCACUGUAAAAGUUAUCAAAACUGAUCAACACGUUUUAACUCUCCUUUCAAGUCUCCCCUCGUGCUCCUUUUGGUCAGUCCCCUGUCUCUCUGUGACUGAACACGUUGCUCGAGUGAAUGUUUUUGUGAAUAAAAUCGUUGUAGAUUUUAGCAAUAGUUAUUUUUACCCGGUGUGACAUUCAGUGUAUUUAAAAGUUGUAGUGGUUCUCAAACUGAUUGCAACAAGUACUUUCUCUGGCAUGUAUUCAGUGAGGUGUUUUAUUACCUUGAAAAUCUUUUUACCAUGAGUGGGGUUGCCUCUUGACGAAUCUAACCUGUGAAACUUUCCAGGCAAAGCAAUGACUAAAGAUCUGAUAGAACUUAAACAGCAACAACAGCUUCCAUCAAGACCCUUGCCUGAUUUGGUAACAUCUAAAGCAGGUCUAGAACUGGUCUACAACAAAUCCAUUAUUCAAGAUCGGUCAACUUCCACCAGCUGUACUUGCACCACAGUUUGAUAACCACUGCUGCAUAAGGUUUAAUGAUAUUAGCUCAAACACUACCUUAAACAAUGUCCGUGUGUGAAUCAGAUUUGUGUGAAUGAAGGAAGAUGGCAUUUAAACAUACUGAUCCCGAUUUAUUUUCUUACGUUGAAAUGGUCAAACGAAGGUGCCUUGUUAGUCAUUUGUCAGUUCGCAAACAUGGGCAUCAAGCUUUUUAAACUGCAGUAUUCAGGGUUUCUCCAAGGUUUUCCCAAGUAAAGACAUCAUAUCCUUGCAUAUUAACAGUUCGAAAAUCAUUGCUCUGAUUGAGAUUGAGAAAGCCACUAAAAUGUUGUUUGUUUAUCGAAGUUUAGCUGCUUAACGAAAUCGCCAACAUAAUACUCUUUUGAAUUCAUAUGCCUGUCAAUAAUUGCAGCAUUUGUAAGCAUUUGUUAAUACAAGAUUCACGUACUUCCAGAAAUUGAAAAGGGAUAGAAGUAUUGCCAAAUUGUCCAUUCUUUUAUAUUCUCUAUUCUUUGCUCAAAAAGAACAUGAUAUAUGACAUUGAAAACCUUGGCAAUUCCCUGGUGCUGGUUUGUCCUAUGGUGUUAACAAAGCAUUUACUUGUUGCCAUUGUACCAUAUCACUCACUCUAUAUAUCUGUACUGAAGCUGAAGUUUUCAUGGACAUUAAAAAGUGUUAAACGACUUAAGUGAUAACCAGGUGCAUUGUCUUCCACUGUUUCUUUGAUCCGUUGCAUGAAAGUUUUGUCAUUUUCACCAGCGCAGAACAAUGUGAGCUUUUAGUAUGGUUGUUUUUCUCUAUUUUAUAAAUGAAUGUAAUCAAAA
This is a messenger RNA of Boleophthalmus pectinirostris (great blue-spotted mudskipper), 5625 nucleotides long. RefSeq names its product base methyltransferase of 25S rRNA 2 homolog (gene samtor). Lineage: Eukaryota; Metazoa; Chordata; Actinopteri; Gobiiformes; Gobiidae. Gene Ontology annotation, biological process: negative regulation of TORC1 signaling. The transcript has 5 exons. The coding region runs from base 105 to 1286 and encodes 393 amino acids. The record is from RefSeq and is a predicted model, not a curated record.